Messenger RNA from Symbiodinium necroappetens, 2607 nucleotides. Lineage: Eukaryota; Dinophyceae; Suessiales; Symbiodiniaceae. The record is from the annotation of a GenBank genome assembly.
AUGGUAGAGUCACAGGAGCAAAAUGCUUCGAGACUCUCCCUGCUGCAGCGUCACCGUGAGGCCCGCGAGCGGCUUGCCGAAGUCAGCAAGCUUCAGGGCCAAAGCCAAGCUGGAAGCGAAGUCGACGGCUCACACGGAGUCCCUUUGGCCGCCCCGUCGCCUACGACGGAUGCCCCGAAGUCGGCGUCGGCCGCAGCCUGCUUCUCCCACUCGCAGUCGCAGGAGGUGCUGGCGGCAUCGAUUGCCGCUGCAAGCUCUCAUUUCCAUUCAUCGCCCUUGCAGACACCCCUCGCGCCCUCGAGUUCUGGAAGCAAAGCGAGCCUCCCAAGGAAAAGGCCACUGUCAGCCUUUCCGAGCCGUGCAACGGCAUAUGCGGCAUCUCCAGUCUGCCAGCGUCCCGCAUCUGCGAUCGGUGUGCGAGAGCGCUUCACCCAGGUGGCCCAGGAUGGCGAUGCCUCGUUGUGGCGGCCUGAAGGCAAAGGGCACGAAACAGCGAAGGCGGGCCAAAGCAGCGACGCCGCAAAGCUGAUGGAACAUCUGCCCAGCCAGGGGCCGGAUCUGGUGCUUUCGGCAAUUCAAGGUCGUUUCGGUCCGCCACCACCGCUGCCUCCAUUGCCUCCCGAGCUUGCUCAGAAGGAGCCGUCUCCAGAGUCACAGACAGCUGCAUCCAGACAGGACGAGGAUGAUUUCACUGCCGAGGAGCGGCGGCUCGAGCAGCAAUCCGAAGAGGCGUUGAACCAGCUGGAGGCUCUCGAUGCUGCAGUCGAUGCCUUGCGCUUCAAGUUGGAGGUCUCUAGAGAUGACCUCGAGUCGUCCGGGGCCGAGUUGCAGCAGCUGCGCUGUGCCGCCGAAAGCUGGGCCAAGGCAGCUGAAGAGAGCCGCCGAGAGCUGCGUGAUCGGGAGCAGCGACUGGAGGUGGAAGAGGCCUUUGGUCCCAGCGAGGAGAAGGACAAGAACGGUCGCUUUCUCGUCAGCCUCGAGCUUGGCGAGUGCCCGGAGGAGCCGCACAAGUCUACACUGGCGGACGAGAGGGUGUGUGUCCUUGGAAAGCAGACGGACCGGUUGCAGGAGCAGGUUCUUUGCCAGCAGCGCUUGCUCGCCGAGCGCCUCGAGGAGCGGCGGGCUCUCGAGGCGCAGCUGGAGGGCCUCGUGCGGGACCGCGACGAGCAGAAGUCGGUGCAGCAGAAGGCGAGAGGAGCCCUCCGCUCUACCGAGGCGCAGCUCAAAGUGAAAGAAGAGGAGCUAGCAACAGCUUCACGACGGUGUCAAGACCUGCGGCGUCACAGUGUGCGCAUGCGUGGGGAGGUUCGAGGUUUGAAAGCUCGCUUGGCAGUUGAGACCAACAUUUUCCACUUCAGCAGUGCUAUCAGCGCCUGCGAGCGGGCGGCCAACUGGCUGAUGGCUCUUGAUACGCUGCAUGCCAUGGUUAGGCAUGAGGUGCUUCCCAACUUGGUGAGCUACUGCUCGAGUGUGAGUGCCUGUGAGAAGGCCUCUCAGUGGUUAGUUGCCCUUGGCCUCUUUGCAGAGAUGCGGCCAAGGCAGGUCAUUCCGAACGUGAUCGGUUUCAGCUCAGCCAUCAGCGCGUGCGGGAAAGGCGGUGAGUGGCAGCAGGCUCUGCAGCUCUUCGCCACAAUGGCCGCAAACGAGGUCUGCCAGGAUGUUGUUAGCUGCGCCUCGAUGAUAAGCGCGGCCGCGCAAGGAGGGCAAUGGCGCUUGGCAGUCGACGUGCUCAGACUCAUGAUAAACGAUCAGAUUACUCCAAACGUUGUCAGCUACAACAGUGCCAUCAGUGCUUGCGAGAGGGGUCGUCAGUGGAAGCCUGCGCUGCAGUUGCUAAAGUCCAUGGGUGAGGCGACCAAGUCCCCAGAUGUGGUGAGCUACAGUGCUGCGAUUUCAGCCUGUGCCAAUGUGGGGGAAUGGCAGCGUGCUCUGUCCUUGCUGACGAGGAUGGGGCAGAAGAAGGUGACCCCAAACACCGUCAGCUUCAAUGCCACCAUCAGUGCUGCCGAGAAGGCACAGGACUGGCUCCUGGCACUGGACCUGUUGAGUAUGAUGCGACGAGCCAAGGUCCUUCCGUCCGUAGUCACUUUCAGCUCAGCAAUCAGUGCCUGUGUCAAAGCACUGGAGUGGCAAGCAUCCCUCGAGCUGCUUUCAGCGAUGCCCGCGUUGAAGGUGGUGCCCAACCAGAUAACAUACAACAGUGCCAUCAGUGCCUGCGACGUGGGCAGCCAGUGGCGCCAGGCCGCUGCACUCCUCGACUGCAUGCUGGAUGUCGCCAUAGCUCAGGACGAGCUCAGUUACAGCGCUGCCAUCAGUGCUGCUUCCCGCUGCGGUCAGUGGAUGCACGGCCUCGCGCUGCUUGCGGAGAUGCCACAGCGAAGUGUGCGCUGCGACGCUGUGGCACGGGAUGCGUCCCUCCGGGCAUGCGUGAAGGCGCAAAAAUGGCAAGCGGCGCUUCUUCUUCUGCAUGUUGUUCCAGACACAGUGCUGGGCUGCAGCUUGGUCCUCGAUGGCUGUGAGGCGAGGAACUGCGCAGAGCUGAUGCCCGAAAUGAUGAGUCGCCUGCAUGGGGCCCUGUGCCGGGCGAGGUCGUUGUCGCCUACAUAG